AUGGCAUCAUUUCAUUGUAUUUUAUCUGUUCUAUUUAUUAUAACUUUGGUUACCAUAGAAACUCAGGCCAGGAGAAAAAAACAUGAAGCCCCCAAAUGGAAAUCUACAUCUAUGCCUAAUUUACAAGAGAAAAUGGUGACUGCUGUGGAAGGAGAGAAGCUGAUGUUAGAUUGUUCAGCAAAGGGAAAACCCCGACCUAAAGCUAAAUGGUAUAUAAAUGGUGAAGAAAUAUCAGCUGAUGUACAUACUGAUAUAAAGCUUAAGAAACAUAUAUUAACAAUUGAGAAAUUAAAUCCAGAAGAUGGUGGAAACUAUACUUGUGUUAUUCAUAAUAAACUUGAUAGACUUGACUGGAGUUUUGAUGUUAAAGUUAUACGCAAAAUUUGGCCUCUCGAGAUUGAAGCUCCACCAAAUAUAACAGCCAAUGUUGGAGAUACAGUUACUUUUACCUGCCGUGUUAAAAAUGAUCCUAACGCUACCAUUAGAUGGUUAAAACGUCACGAAUCUCCAACCGAGGAUAUCAAUUCCUAUGAAAAAACUGAGUUCAUCGAUAGUGGACCUAACCCAGAAUAUUUGAUUAUUUCUGACAUCACAGAGAAAGAUAAUGGGGAAUACAGAUGUUUAGCAGGAAAUAAAUGGGGUGUCACAUAUAAAAUAGGGUAUUUAAAGGUUCUUCGACCAACUACCACACCCAUGCCAACUACUACCACUACCACAGUUGCCACGACAACCACCACAUUACCUCCAACAACAACCACCACUACAACUACCAUGGCAACCACAGAAUUCCAAACAUUCUUUCCACCCUUCAAACGUCAAAGACCAGACAAAAAAAAUGACAUGGACAAUGUUACUUUCUUUCCUCCUGACAGCAAGAAAAAUGGACGAAAAAAGAAGAAAAACAAGAAUAAAAAGAGAAAAAAUAAGAAUCGUAAAAAUCAAACAACAACCGUAUCUCCAUUUGUUUAUAUGGAAAAGACCACAAUGAUGUAUCCCAUGUUUCCUGAUCAACCGAAAUACGAUGGUGAAUUCGAACGAGAGCGCCAAGACGUGUAUGAAAUAGAACCACGCAAAUCUACAGUAAAUUAUGACUUUGUACCAGAAAAUGGCGAAGAGGAUUUUGAUGUAAGUCAAGUUGAUAAUCAGCAGCGUGAUGGAGAAUCCAGUUCUAGUGAUACCAUUAGUUUAUGGACUAUAUACACUAUCGUAGGAUCUAUAGCUGGAGUUAUAUUAUUGUUAGGGCUAGUGGCUAUCACUGUAGCAUUAUGUUGUCGUCGAGAAGGUACUGGAGUGUAUAAAUCAACCCCUGUGUAA
Molecule: messenger RNA, 1314 nt
Organism: Lottia gigantea (owl limpet)
Lineage: Eukaryota; Metazoa; Mollusca; Gastropoda; Lottiidae
Exons: 5
Coding region: 1-1314 (437 amino acids)
Biological process (GO): homophilic cell-cell adhesion; axon guidance; dendrite self-avoidance
Cellular component (GO): plasma membrane; axon
Molecular function (GO): cell-cell adhesion mediator activity
Source: RefSeq, a predicted model, not a curated record